AGCGCUUCGUCACGAAUUAUCCCAAUAUGGCAAAAGCAAAUACACUCUUCGCUAUUGUGGCUAUCAUUUGCUUCCCAUUUAAAUAUGGUAAAGGCUCCUUCGUUACCUUUCACACGCAAACCGGAUGUAACGCAACUCUACUUUGCAAGCAGUCUGGAGACGUGAAGUGGAUAAAAACCGACAAUUCAGAGGAAAUUAAGGGCCCAAGAUUCGUCGCCAGAAAAUAUUCCUUUUUUUCAACUUUAUCGAUCGUCGACACCUCCAAAGACGAUGCUGGGAAAAUAACUUGCGUCGCAGAGGGAGCUAACAUAACCAUAAACUUGGAAGUUUGUCACGAUAUACUAGACACAUAUCAAUGCAAGACCACCGUUACCAGCCUUACACGUUGCUCGGAGGAGAAUUAUUUACGCAUAAACUGUAAGAAAACCUGCAGACUAUGUCCAGAGCCGACUUGUACAGAGACAAUUCUGCCUACAACAGCACCACCGACCACUACAGCACUACCGACCACUACAGCACUACCGACCACUACAGCACCACCGACCACUACAGAACCACCGGCAACCACAGAACUACCAACUCCGACCGAGACACCCACGGCCUCAGGGAUAAAUGACUCUAGCGGUGGAGUGAAUUUAACCUCUGGUUUUUAUGACCUCUUUCCCCUCGUAUCGAGCCUCUUUGUUAUGAUGUCAUUGAUGUUCUCACGUCUCUGACUCGACUGAAAAAGAAACACAUGAGCAACGCUUAGUUUUUAGAAUUGGUGAUUUAUGCUAAUGAAUCUUAGCCACAAGUACUUCAUCUCACAGGCUUUUCUUAUUUUCGUCCUUUCUAUAUUUCUCCCUUUUUUCAUUUAAUUAAAAAAAAUUAGAAAGUUAGGACAGCAUUUCAUUUUCUUUUUUGUCACGAGUUUUUUUCAUAAGGGCUAGGCAUAAUUGCAAGGUCUUAAAAAUUAUGAUUAUAGGUUGAUUUUUUAGUGUUUCCACGAAAGCUGUAGAUUAGGCCCGAGAUAACCCUCCCCCGAGACAACUUUGCGGAUAGUGUAAAUGAAAUUUGACACCUGCUAACCCUCAUUCGGCCAGGCAAGGUUACAUAUUUGACAAAAUAGCGGACGAAAGGUAAAGAGUAAUUGUAAAACACGCGCGCGUGCACUGGUUAUAGCGUGUGAACCCUUUUUGUGUUCGAGUUGUCUCGUCUCGAAUGGGCGAGACAAAGUGUUUAUGUGAAAAAAAAGUUCUCCUGCCUGCCAGGGUUACCCUACCUUUUGAGGUGAGAUAACUCGCGUUCCCCCUCCCCCCUUCCCCGAGUUGUCUCGUUUACCCGAGACUAGUUCCCAACCUCAUGUAGGCUAAAUUUUGCAAAGAAAGAAGUGAAAAGUUAGCUCUCCCAGAGUAACUCGUGGGGGAGGAUUGACUCGGGUACCUUGACGAUAUAAAUGAAUGUAAUUAGCUACUGUAUUGUAAGUAGCAUUGUAACUAGUAUUGGUGUUGUAUUGGAAUAAUUAAAAGAUCUAUACCAAAUGAAUAGAAAGGA
Molecule: messenger RNA, 1533 nt
Organism: Stylophora pistillata
Lineage: Eukaryota; Metazoa; Cnidaria; Anthozoa; Scleractinia; Pocilloporidae
Source: RefSeq, a predicted model, not a curated record